GACACCCGCCAGGUAGUGGAGGUGUAUAAAUCCGGCUUCGACCCUCCAGGUGAUGUAGAGUUUGAAGACUACAGCUCCACCAUGAGGCGCAGCAUCUCUGAAUCCAGUUACCUUGACAACCGAACAGAAGGACGGAGACACAGCCGGAAGCUUUGGCCGUUCAUCCGUAAGAACAAGCUGUUGACCCUUCUGUCGUCUCCACGGCAACCCCCUCCCCCCCCCCCCACCUCUCCUUCACCUGGAGGCAUGGCUCAGUCCCCGCCCCCGGCGUCCAGAGAGCCAAUCACACAGCGGCUCAAUGACCUCAUGACAUCUGGAUCCAGAACCAGGAAGCAGUGUCUCCGCAGCCUCAAGAGAGGGCUGUCACUCAAACUGGGCUCCAGUCCUGCAGACUGCAGCCAUCUUCCUCCAGAACAACGACGCAAGAAACUUCAAACCAGAAUCAACAACAUCAACCAAGAGAUCCAGAGAGAGAGAGAGCAGAGAGACACGCUGCUGAAGAUGAGGGAUGUGUAUGAGCGAAGUCCUCAGAUGGGAGACGCCAACAGUUUGGAACCUCGACUGGACGAAGUGAAGCAGAGUUUGCAGAGACUGGAAGACGAGCUGCGAAAAAACCAGACGUGGCUGGUGGAGGCCGACAGCAGACUGUCAGAUCACGGCAGCAGGAGGCAGAGUGGAGCAGGUUGUGGGUUAAAUUCUCAGGCGACGACGCCAGGCAGCACGAGCCUGAAACAUCUGGACAACCGCAGUCCAGCCAGCAGAGAGAGUCCUGAUGGCAGCUACACCGAGGAUCACAGCACAGAGCUUCACUUUAAGUCUCGUAGUUCAGAAUUUGAAAACGACUUUGACGAUGAAGAGCCGUUACCGAGUAUCGGUACCUGCAAGUCCCUUUAUCCUUUUGAAGGUCAGAAUGAAGGAACUCUGUCCCUGGUGGAAGGAGAACUACUUUCUGUGGUGGAAGAAGACAAAGGUGACGGCUGGACCAGAGUCCGGCGGAACCUGGAGGAGGAAGGUUACGUCCCGACUUCCUACAUCAAAGUCUUCCUGGAAGCCAAAGGCUUUGUGCAGAGUAGUCGGCUAGUCUAG
Molecule: messenger RNA, 1086 nt
Organism: Scomber scombrus (Atlantic mackerel)
Lineage: Eukaryota; Metazoa; Chordata; Actinopteri; Scombriformes; Scombridae
Product: formin-binding protein 1-like
Biological process (GO): signal transduction
Molecular function (GO): protein binding
Source: RefSeq, a predicted model, not a curated record